AUGGCUUCAGCAGCGGAGGUCAAGCCCACAAUUCAUGACCCCGACACCCUCGACCACAAGGAAGCCGGCGACACUGAGAGGAAGAGCACUCUCUCUGGAAAUGGCCAUCACGACAGCCCAACGGACUUUGCCUCUAGCGAGGCAGACCGCCAGCACUACGGGAAAUACGGCACCUACGAUCGCUACGAGAUCACAGAGGAGGACUGCUAUGACGAGCUGGGCUUCUCUUUCCCAUCAUGGAAGAAAUGGACUAUUCUCAGCAUCGUGUUCCUCGUACAGGUCAGCAUGAACUUCAACACAUCGCUUUACAGCAAUGCCGUCACUGGCAUCUCAUCUGAGUUUGGCGUCAGCGCACAAGCGGCGCGACUUGGUGCUGCCCUCUUCUUAAUUACCUAUGCCUUUGGCUGCGAGCUGUGGGCACCCUGGAGUGAGGAGCUGGGAAGGUGGCCAAUCCUCCAGCUGAGUUUGUUCUUUGUCAACAUCUGGCAGAUUCCUGUGGGAAUUGCACCGAAUUUCGCCACUAUUUUGGUCUGUCGCUCACUUGGUGGUCUUUCGACUGCUGGUGGUUCGGUGACGCUGGCCAUGGUCGCUGACAUGCACGUAUCUUCUCCUGCAUGUACACAAAGAGGCCCACUAACAUGUUAUAGGUGGGAGCCUGAUAACCAGCAAUAUGCCGUAGCUUUUAUUGUCUUCUCGUCCGUUGGCGGAUCAGUCCUCGGACCCAUUGUUGGAGGUUUCGUUGAACAGUUUCUAGCAUGGCGAUGGAACAUAUGGAUUCAGUUGAUUUUUGGUGGCGCGGUUCAGAUGUUGCACGCCGUCUGUGUCCCAGAGACUCGCACAACCAUCUUGCUCGAUCGCAUCGCAAAGAAGCGCCGUACGGAGGGCGAGAAGAAUGGCAAGGCAGUCAACAUCUUUGGACCCAACGAGCUCAAAAAUUUCAAGGAGCGCUUCAGCGCACGGGAAAUCAUCAUCACUUGGGUCCGUCCCUUCCGCAUGUUUCUUACUGAGCCCAUCGUCUUGGUCUUAUCACUGCUGUCUGGUUUCUCCGACGCCAUCAUCUUCAUGUUCCUCCAGUCCUACGCGCUGGUAUUCGAACAGUGGGAGUUCUCGGCCUCGCAAAUCGGCCUGUCAUUUGUCGCCAUUGGGAUUGGAUACUUCAUCGCAUGGUUUUCCUUCUUCCCAGCAAUCAAGCGUAAUAUCCGAUUGCGGACGGAGAAACCACAGGACGAGCACGCACAGUACGAAGCUCGACUCUGGUGGCUACUGUACACUGCCCCUUGCCUUCCCAUCGGCUUGAUCAUCUUCGCAUGGACCUCGACCGGACCACCCAUCCACUGGAUCGCCCCUCUAAUCGGCUCCGCCGUCAUUGGCAUCGCAAACUACGCAAUCUACAUGGCAACCAUCGACUACAUGAUCUGCGCCUACGGCCCUUACUCUGCCUCUGCAACCGGCGGCAACGGCUGGGCCCGCGACUUCCUCGCCGGAGUCCUCACCCUCCCCGCCACCCCCUUCUUCUCCAACAUUGGCGGCAAAAACCACCUCGCGUACGCGUCGACGAUUCUCUUUGCAAUCUCCCUCCUCCUCGUCGUCUCCGUCUACAUCAUCUACUGGAAGGGCCCCGUUCUCCGCAAACGCAGCCCGUUUGCCCAGCAACUCAGUGCGGCCCGCGACGAGACGGGCGGCCGCCGUGUCAGCAAUUUACCGGGCUUGUAUGCGGGUUCGAGGCGGAAUUCGUCGGUUGCGCGGCAGGGGGGUAGGAGGUCGAGUGUGUCGGCGGGGUUGCAGGCUGAGAAUGCGUUUCAUCGGGGGGCGGAGGCGCAGCGGGAGAGGAUGGGUGGUGGGAGGUAG
Molecule: messenger RNA, 1848 nt
Organism: Plenodomus lingam JN3
Lineage: Eukaryota; Fungi; Ascomycota; Dothideomycetes; Pleosporales; Leptosphaeriaceae
Biological process (GO): transmembrane transport
Cellular component (GO): plasma membrane
Molecular function (GO): transmembrane transporter activity
Source: RefSeq, a predicted model, not a curated record